Messenger RNA from Ilyonectria robusta, 610 nucleotides. RefSeq lists its product as uncharacterized. The coding region runs from base 91 to 549 and encodes 152 amino acids. NCBI's taxonomy places the organism in Eukaryota, Fungi, Ascomycota, Sordariomycetes, Hypocreales, Nectriaceae. The transcript has a single exon. The record is from RefSeq and is a predicted model, not a curated record.
GAAGCAAUCGUUCUCUGUUGCGGGCAGGCAGCUCGAGACGUCAGCCAUUGCUGUGAGGCUGUGCGGCAUCGUCGCGGGUCCUGGUGCGAAAUGCGGGCACAGAGGCGAAACGCGGACGUAGAGACGGAAAUCGGACUCAGAUGCGAGAAGCGGAUGCGACAUGCGCCUCCUCGUUCGCAAGAUUCCCAGGGGGCCCGCCAUGUCGUCCGCGUAACGGCGAAUGUCUAUACGGGCUGUCUUGCCGCGUGCUCUCUACACACCGCACAUUGCUUGUGGGUUGCAUUGCCCGGCGUACAGACACUUGGGGAAAAAAGUGCAUUUCUCUGGUCAGCCACAAUGACCAUCGUCACUUUCGCAGCUCAUCUCGUUCUCUCUAGCUGCUGCUGCCUUGCGUUUGCGCGCCUGGAGACGGGCUUUGCCCCCGGAGUUUUUGGGGGUCCCGGUUCCCCCGCUCCCGUAGCGGACCUUCGAACAUCGACUUACACAGACCAACUUGUUUGUAUCCCCACAGCCAGCACGACAUCACGUCAACUCGGAGUGCGGCAAUGACAUGCUCUCGCGUCCAAUGGCCCGUGAACACCCUGACGGCUAUCAGGUGGCUUCCAUCGUC